AUGCUAAAAGGUGAACAAACUACACUUGUCAUAAAUGGGAUUGAAACAGAAAAAAUAAACAUAACAAGAGGUGUGAGACAAGGAAGUGCAAUAUCACCAUUGUUAUUUAAUAUAUAUAUAGAUGAUAUAGAAAAGGAAAAUAAUGACAUCAAUAUAGAACUCCUCCCCAAUCACCAAUUAAAAUCAAAAAUCAAUUUUCAAUAUGCGGAUGAUGCAGCUUUUGUAAUAGAAGAUUGAAAAGACAUUGAAAACAUUUUAAAUAAACUUGAUAAAUGAUCAAAAGAUAAUGAUAUGAACUUGAAUAUAGGACCGGAAAAAACAGCAAUAAUGCCAAUCAUAACAAAAAAUAGGAAAAAUAUUAUAAGUAAACUACCUAAAAUAUCAUACCAAAAUCAUGAAAUACCAGUUGUUGAAAAAUAUAAAUAUUUAGGCAAAAUAAUGAAUGGAAAUAUAAGAGGUACAGGAUUCGACCAAGCGCAUUAUAAAUACCUCAAAGAUAAAAGCAAAAUAUCUACUUGCUCUCUAAUCCCUAUGAUUAGAAGAAUGCUUAACAUCCCAAGUAAAACUCUUAUAAGCUGCUUCAAAGCAAUAUUCUUACCAAGAUGCACAUAUGGUCUUGAAAUAUGCUCAAGAAUUAAAUGCAAAACUGCAAUUAAACAAAUUCAAAGAUCAUUCAAUAAGAUUAUAAGAGAAUGUUGCCAUGUUUAUGACAAAACACCUAUUGAACCCAUAUUACUUGAUUUAAAUAUUCCAACAAUACAACAAUAUAUUGACCAAAAAUCAUUGAUAUUUUUACAAAAAAUUUUUGAAUUAACACAUAUAUCUGAGAUUGCAACCCAUUUCCUAAGAAAUUUCGAUAAUACAAUUACACCGACAAUGAAAAUCUACCAAGAGUUGCUUCAAAAAUAUAAUUUUACAAAACCAUUCGAUUUUAAUAACAACAUGAUUAGCUGAAAUGACAAAAAUUGAAAAGGAAAUGUCAAAGAUAAACUCAAAAUCUAUUGAAGAAACAAAAACAUGAGCAUAAUAAAUAAAAAAGUAACAUUAAAGAUGUUUAAAGAAUUAAGGAAUCAAACUUUUACCACGAAUAAACUCCCAAAAUUCUGAAUACUGAAUAAAAACCUAAUUACUGAAACAAGAAUAAAGGCUGCUUGAAGAUAUGGUGCUGGUCCAUCUAAAGUAUUAGUUCUAUUGAGAAACAGAAAUAAUCAAGAUAACACUUCGAAUUUAUGUGAAUUAUGUAAAGUCAAGGAAACAGAUAAACAUAUUCUUAACGAAUGCAUAAAAUAUAAAAACGAAAGAAUCAAAUUUAUACAAAGAUUACAAGAUAUGAUAGGCAGAUAUAUUAACAAUACAAGCAUAUACAAUUGACUUAUUUCAGAUGUUACAGAAUUAAAAUUUUUAGAAGAAUUAGGUGAAGAAAAAUGAGAAAAGAUUGACUUUUUAACAAAGAUCACACUAAGAAGUAUUGAUGAUAAAUUGCGAACUAGCAGAGAAAACAGCAAACAUAAGCAUUUCUUUGAAAUCCAAAAUAUUGAAGAUGACCUCAAAAAAGAAAACAUAUCUAUUCAUGAUUUAAAUUUUUGAAGACUCGUUAAAAGUAUAAGGCGUUUGAAAUAG
Molecule: messenger RNA, 1620 nt
Organism: Blepharisma stoltei
Lineage: Eukaryota; Ciliophora; Heterotrichea; Heterotrichida; Blepharismidae
Source: the annotation of a GenBank genome assembly